AUGUGUUUCAUGGUAACUGAACGGCAAAAGAAAAAAUCAUCACGCAAGCGUCGGCAGUACGAUGAGAACACCGUGCGGCAGUGUAUUUUGAACGUGAAAAAUGGUAAACAAACCAUUUACGGUGCUUCAAAAUCCUUCGGUGUUCCGGAAUCCACUAUCAGGUUUCGCCUCAGUGACAAAUGGAGCAAGAAGGCUCGGAAAGGUCCGCAAACAGUGAUGUCGAAAUAUGAAGAGGAAAAAAUUGUGGUGUGGCUCAAAGAAAUGCAGAGAAAGGGUUUUCCGGUCGUGAAGGAAACACUCUUUUCGAAGAUCAAAACAUUCUUUGAUACUACAUCGCGGCCAAAUCCUUUUCCGAACAAUGCUCCUGGGCGUAUAUGGUUUAACAGUUUCCUCCAGCGACAUAAAUCUUUUUCACUGCGAACGCCAGAAGCUGUUUCUACAGCCAGUGCUAAUGUAUCCGAGUGUAAUAUUCGGAGCUGGUUCACCAACGUGGAUUCGUACUUAGAGGAACGAAACCAGUCCGGUAUUCUUCUCGAUCCAUCAAGGGUCUAUAAUGGUGACGAGACUUCUUUCUUCCUUCAUCCCAAAACUAAAGCAGUACUAGCUGCUCGUGGGAGUCGUAAUGUUUAUGAAGUGGAACACGCCAACAUUCACACGAACAUAACUGUGAUGUUCAGUUUUGCAGCGGAUGGCUCUAUUGUACCUUCGAAUAUCAUCUUGCCAAUGCAAAGGAUUCGUGCUGACUUAUUGCGGACAUUCCCAGCGGACUGGGGCAUUGGAAAAAGUGCCAAAGGAUGGAUGGAUGCUCCUAAUUUCGAGUUGUAUAUUCAGAAAGUUUUUUAUCCCUUUCUUUUGAAAAAAGGUGUAACAUUCCCAGUACUCUAUUUUGUUGAUGGGCAUUCAUUCCACAUGGCUGUAGAUGUGGCUGACUUGUGCCUCGAUUUAGGAAUAAUACUUAUAGUAUUGUAUCCUAAUACCACACAAAUAACUCAGCCUGCUGACGUAGCCAUCUUUAAACCUUUGAAGAAUGCGUGGAAGGCAUAA
This is a messenger RNA of Ochlerotatus camptorhynchus, 1044 nucleotides long. RefSeq lists its product as uncharacterized. The coding region runs from base 1 to 1044 and encodes 347 amino acids. Gene Ontology annotation, molecular function: DNA binding. The record is from RefSeq and is a predicted model, not a curated record. Lineage: Eukaryota; Metazoa; Arthropoda; Insecta; Diptera; Culicidae. Gene Ontology annotation, cellular component: nucleus. The transcript has 2 exons.